This is a messenger RNA of Tripterygium wilfordii, 1354 nucleotides long. RefSeq names its product UMP-CMP kinase-like. Lineage: Eukaryota; Viridiplantae; Streptophyta; Magnoliopsida; Celastrales; Celastraceae. The coding region runs from base 335 to 1066 and encodes 243 amino acids. Gene Ontology annotation, biological process: CDP biosynthetic process; 'de novo' pyrimidine nucleobase biosynthetic process; UDP biosynthetic process. The transcript is spliced from 10 exons. The record is from RefSeq and is a predicted model, not a curated record. Gene Ontology annotation, molecular function: UMP kinase activity; ATP binding. Gene Ontology annotation, cellular component: cytoplasm; nucleus.
CAAAUAGCCUUAGAGCAACCAAGCCCUAACAACCAGAUGAAGCAAACACAAACACAAACACAAAUCGCGUAGGCAAACCAGAGAAGAUGAAGCUGAGCAAGCACUGGGAUAUGUAUAUGGCUUUAUUCUUUACAGUUUGUAGUAGUUCGCGGCCUGACCCUUUGCAGGACAUACCGAGUUACCGGCAUACACUAUGAAUAGCAGCGUUACCUGUUCGACGAAAUGCCUAACUGAAAGACGGAGGGUGCAAAAACCGAAACUAGAUCGAGGGAAAAGCGCCAGAGAUACAAGAGUGUGGAUGCGAAAGAGAAACACAGCUUGAGAAGCAAGAGCGAUGUGGAGGCGCGUGAUUUCUCUUUCUUCCUCGAUAUCUUCCUCAAAAUCAACCUUAUCAAACCAGGCUGCUUAUAGGUUGAAGGUCUGGGAGUCGCUUACUACGGAGCCAAAAGGUGGGAUUGUAUCCUGGGACAAAACUCCAUUCAUAACCUUUGUGUUAGGUGGCCCUGGUAGUGGAAAAGGUACUCAAUGUGAAAAAAUUGUUGAGACUUUUGGAUUCACACAUCUCAGUGCAGGAGAUUUGUUAAGGAGGGAAAUAGCUUCUAAUAGUAAAGAUGGGACCAUGAUUCUUAAAGCAGUUAUUGAGGGAAAAAUUGUUCCUUCUGAAGUGACAGUCAAAUUGAUAAAAAAGGAGAUGGAAUCAAGUGAUAAUGUUAAAUUUCUCAUUGAUGGUUUUCCAAGAACUGAGGAGAAUCGCAUAGCAUUUGAACAGAUGAUUGGAGCAGAACCCAACAUUGUGCUUUACUUCGAUUGCCCUGAAAAAGAGAUGGUAGAGCGAGUGCUAAGCCGUAAUCAGGGCCGAGUUGAUGAUAAUAUAAAUACCAUGGAGAAGCGCCUUAAAGUGUUUGAAGCAUUAAGUCUUCCAGUUAUUAACUAUUACUCCAAUAAAGGGAAGCUCCACAAGAUUGAUGCAGUUGGAACAGUAGAUGAGAUUUUUGAACAGGUUCGCCCAAUUUUCGACGCGUGCAAGGACAACUGGUCUACAACAGGCGACAAAAUGAGAAUUUAAUCCGACAAUCCAAGGACAGCAUGCACAAACAGCCAUCUAUGCAAUUGGAGUUGCUCCGCCUUUUUCAAGCGGUAAUGGGUACUUUGUGCAGAGAAGAGUCCUGAGCAAAUGGUUUUGGAAAUUCACUGGUGGCAUUACCUUUUUCAGCUUAAAGGAUGAAAUUCUCUCAUCUGUAUUUUUCUACCUGAUGAUGUAUAAUUAUGCCCAGAGCAAUCUUUGCUGCUCAAAUAUUUUGUUCGUUCUGAGUUUUGUUUUUUUUUUUAAAAAAAAAAACAUAUUUCAGGUUAA